Panicum hallii is the source of this 3773-nucleotide messenger RNA. Its product is annotated as probable LRR receptor-like serine/threonine-protein kinase At3g47570. The coding region runs from base 1 to 3285 and encodes 1094 amino acids. Gene Ontology annotation, biological process: protein phosphorylation. The record is from RefSeq and is a predicted model, not a curated record. NCBI's taxonomy places the organism in Eukaryota, Viridiplantae, Streptophyta, Magnoliopsida, Poales, Poaceae. The transcript is spliced from 2 exons. Gene Ontology annotation, molecular function: ATP binding; receptor serine/threonine kinase binding; protein kinase activity.
AUGGCCGCUGCAAGCAGCUCAGUUGUGCUGGUAUUGUUAGCCAUCUCGGUGCCAACCCUCUUAACCGGCAUCAUGUGUUCUUCUCUGAGCCUCAGUUCGACGCCAACCAAUGGCAGUGACACCGACCUUGCGGCACUGCUGGCUUUCAAGAGCCAGCUCUCUGAUCCUCUCGGUAUCCUGGCCAAUAGCUGGACACCUAACGUGUCCUAUUGUCGCUGGGUCGGCGUCUCAUGCAGCCGUCGCCAGCAGCGCGUCACGGCGCUGUCGUUGCCAGAUGUUCCCCUCCAAGGAGAGCUCAUCCCUCACCUCGGUAAUCUCACUUUCCUCUCCGUGCUCAACCUCUCGAACAGCAAUCUCACUGGUUCCAUCACUGGAUCCAUCCCGGCAAAUCUUGGCAGGCUAUGUAGGCUCAGGGUUCUUGCUCUUUUCGGAAAUGACCUCUCGGGUGCCAUUCCAAGUAACUUAGGAAACCUCACAAGGCUCGAGCUUCUACGCUUGGGUUACAACAGCCUCUCAGGAGAUAUCCCACCAGGGUUGUUGCAGAAUCUCCGCAGCAUUCAGAAAAUUGCUCUCACAAACAAUGAGUUGAGUGGCCAGAUACCACCAUAUCUAUUCAAUAACACGCCUUGCCUGAGGUACAUCUACUUGGGAAACAAUAGCUUAUCAGGUUCGAUACCACACAGUGUAGCCUCCCCGCCCAUGCUCGAAGUACUAAGCCUAGAGUACAAUCAACUUUCUGGUUCAGUACCCACAACCAUCUUUAACAUGUCUAGGAUGCAAGCCUUGUCUUUAAUGCAUAACAAUUUAAAUGGACCGAUUCCAAACAAUCAAAGUUUCAGUCUCCCAAUGCUACAUCUUAUUGCUCUUGAUUUGAAUAACUUCGUAGGUCGGAUUCCAUUAGGGCUUGCAGCAUGCCAAUACUUGCAAUCGAUAUCUUUGUCUGUCAAUUUUUUUGUUGAUGUUGUGCCAUCAUGGUUGCCUCAGCUGUCACAUCUUACCUAUCUCUCCAUGGGUGGUAAUCUCAUAACUGGCUGUAUCCCAGCCUUUUUAAGCAAUCUCACCCAACUUACACUACUAGACCUUUCAUACAGCAAUUUGACAGGAGAGAUUCCGAAAGAAAUAGGCAUCAUGCGAGAGCUCUCAUAUCUGCAUCUUUCAUGCAAUGCACUGGCAGGUCAACUUCCAACUUCUCUCGGAAAUUUAUCAAAACUAUCUUUCCUGUCGUUGAAUACAAAUUCAUUGUCUGGGUCAGUACCGGAAACACUUGGGAACAUUCGAGCUCUGAACGUUCUUGAACUGUUUGAUAACAACUUUACAGGGAGCCUUGACUUCCUAUCUUCCAUUUCUAAUUGUGGACAACUCCAGUAUCUUGGCUUAUCUUCUAAUUCCUUCACCGGAGGACUCCCUGACCAUGUGGGAAACCUCUCUGCAAAAUUACUUAGUUUCAACAUAUUUGGCAACAAGAUAACAGGUAGGCUUCCAUCAGCAUUGUCAAACUUAAGUAGUCUUGAAUUUUUAGGUCUUUCCAACAACCUAUUCAUGGGAGCAAUCCCCGAAUCAAUCACAGGGAUGCAAGAUCUCAUUUUCCUUGGCAUCUCUAACAGUGACUUGUCAGGCCCUAUACCAUCACAAAUUGGUAUGCUCAGGAGCUUGCAAAGGUUGUAUCUUAAUGGAAACAAAUUAUUUGGACCUAUACCAAAUAGCAUUGGAAACCUUAGUAGGCUAGAAUUCAUCCAGAUAUCUGAUAACCAGUUAAAUUCAACUAUACCAGAAAGCUUCUUCCACCUUGAUAAACUUAUCACACUAGAUCUUUCUAACAAUUCCCUUAUUGGUGCACUGUCCAGUGACCUUGGUGGGCUAAAACAAGUGGUUAGCAUUGACCUCUCUUCCAACUUUCUGAAUGGAACCAUCCCAGAAUCAUUUGGACAAAUUAUUAUGCUCACUGUCCUAAAUCUAUCACAUAACUCAUUUGAUGGUCCGAUCCCUGAUUCCUUUCAAGAGCUUGCUAGCUUAGCAUCUUUAGAUAUCUCCUUCAAUAAUAUCUCUGGUACAAUUCCCAAGUUCCUUUCUAAUUUCACUUACUUGAUAACCUUGAAUCUCUCCUUCAAUAAGCUAGUAGGGAAAAUACCAGAGGGAGGUAUUUUUUCAAACAUCACAUCGCAAUCUUUGACUGGAAAUGCUGGGCUAUGUGGGGCUCCCCGUUUAGGAUUUUCUCCAUGCCUUCAGAAAACACGCACUAAUAAUAGACACCUAAUAUUCCUACUUCCAGCUGUCACAAUAACAUUCGGUUCUAUUGUUACCUGUGUCUACCUAGUGAUAAGAAGGAAACUUAAGAACAUGAGGGAGGUUCCAGAUACUUUCAUGGAUGAAGGCAAUGUUAUAAGCCAUAGAUUAGUCUCCUACCAUGACCUCAUCUUAGCCACUGAUAAUUUUAGCAACAACAACCUUUUGGGGACUGGAAGCUUUGGAAAAGUUUAUAAGGGCCAGCUGAGCACCGGUUUGGUUGUUGCUAUUAAAGUUCUAGACAUGCAGCUAGAACAGGCCAUUAGAAGCUUUGCCGCCGAGUGUCAUGUGCUUUGUGUGGCUCGGCACCGGAACCUGAUAAAGAUACUGAGUUCCACUUCCAACAUGGACUUUAGAGCAUUAGUGCUUGAGUACAUGCCAAAUGGCAGCUUGGAUAUGCUCCUGUACACCGAAAGAAAACGGCACUUGGGUUUCCUCAAGAGGUUGGAUAUCAUGUUAGAUGUGGCAAUGGCAGUGGAGUAUCUACACCAUGAGCAUUACGAGGUGGUCUUGCAUUGUGAUUUGAAGCCCAGCAAUGUGCUAUUUGACAACCAGAUGACGGCGCAUGUGGCAGACUUUGGCAUCACAAAGCUGCUUUUGGGUGAUGACAACUCCAUGAUCUCUUCUAGCAUGACUGGAACAAUUGGUUACAUGGCACCAGAGUAUGGAUCUUUUGGAAGAGCAUCACGCAAGAGUGAUGUUUUCAGCUUCGGAAUCAUGCUCCUAGAAGUCUUCACUGCAAAGCGACCCACAGAUCCUAUGUUCACCGGAGAGCUGAGCAUUAGGCAGUGGGUGCAUCAAGCAUUUGCAACCGGCCUUGCCUCUGUUCUGGACAACCGGCUGCUGCAAGAUGAAGCACUUUCUAUCCAUGACCUGAAUGUCACUCUUUCAUCAAUAUUUGAGCUGGGUUUGCAAUGCUCAAGUGAUUCACCUAACCGAAGGAUGUCAAUGAGAGAUAUCGUGGUGGCACUGAAGAAGAUCAAGAAGGGCUACACCAAAUAGAUAUCAGCAAGCACGGAGAGUGCCACUCUGACUACCCAAUUCAAUGCUAAGCCCUCCAAUAUCGACAUCCAAACGAAGCCUUAUAGUAUUCAUCUGGCGUGUCUCUUCAGAAGUAGAACAUCAGCUAUCUUGGUCAAGUCCGAAAUAAGUAUGUAAUAUGCUUCAUAUUGUUAGGUAAUCCAAGUGCUGCUCCUACAUAUUUGCUUAUGUACAAAAUAGGAUAGCUGUUGGUGGCCAAGUUCCCUGCAUGCUUGCGCGGGAGCUUAAGCCGGUCUGUUUAGUUUGAGUAGAGUUUGCGCGCUCUGUCUUUGCGCGGGAACGCGUCGAGAUCGCCCAGAUUACUCGGCACGAUGGAGGCUCGUGGGAUGGCGCGAGUUGAGGAACGUCGUGGGGAGUGGUUUGGGCGAGUUAGUGGCCACAUGGUCCUCUUUUGUUUUCAACUAUAAAUGUGUCAAUGGAUAACAGAAAAAGUGGUUGAAUUUGCCGCA